UUGUGUUUCUUUAUUGAGAUUAUUGACAACGUUUUGAUAAGAAUUAGUCUCAAAAUGAUAAAGUUAUCAAUUAUUCAGAAUUGAAAGCUUUUAAUCCGCUUUCGAUUGUUUUGCGAUAUUGGUAAAGUUCCCCAUUAGCCACUGGUGUUUUGGAUCGAUUAAAGCCAAAAGAACGAUAUGUGAAGUGAAUUUUUGCUGGAAAAAGUGAGAAAAAUGACAUCGUUCAUCGAGAGAGAAUUGCGAGAUUUCGAAGACCCAGACACAACACCCCACUUGGACCGGAAAAGAACUGUUAGGUCAAUUUUCUGCACUCAAUUGGCCAAGGGAAUUUUCAUCGCGUUAAUUGUCGCUAUCCUAGUGCCCACGUUGACUUACUUCUUCGUUAUAUCCAGAAACGUGCCCGAUAACGACGAGGAUGCGGAGCAAUACUACUGCCUCAUCCUGGAAGAGUUCCGAAUCCCAUGCGGGAACUUGAACAUUUCGCAAAACGAGUGCGAAAUUGCCAACUGCUGCUUUAACGAAACCACUAGAAAAUGCCACCACUAUCUACCAUCCAAAUAUUACUACCGCUUAAAGAGCGAUGGAACUUACAGAGCCUCCCAAAGCUCAUCCCCAGUAGGCUCAGUGAUGGUUCAAAAUCUCCAGCUAACCAUUCAGAAUAAAAGUGCCACAACACUGUCUCUGACCAUUCACGAGUCUUCAGAAACCAUCGAGCCCAUUAACGUGGAAAGCACCAAUUUCACCAUAACUCAAUCCGAUACGAAAAUGGUCCUUGAAGUCGCCGAUCCGGAUGGAGAUACGAUUUUCAGCACCUCAAAGGGAGCGUUAAUCGCUUCGGAAAACUACUGGGAAUGGUCGUUUCAGUUUUCCAACGGCACAUUAUUUGGGCUCGAUCGCAAUUCGAUCGAGCUGGAGCCCAGUGAAGCCUUGACCAAAGUGAUUUAUAAAAACCGACUGGACCAUUUGACUCAACCCAUUCUAUGGGCGCACCAAAAUGGAAAGUUUCACGGGGCGCUUUUCCGCAACGAGGGCCCUUUGGAGAUUCAGAUCCUCUCCUCCAACAUGGUGAUUCUGCGAAGCUUAUUGGGGGGAAAGUUGGAAGUGGAGUUGUUUCUGGGGCCGACUCCUGCUGAUUUGUAUCGCAGCCAAACCGAGGAAGUUACAGUGCCGCCUUUGUGGUUUUUAGGCACGCAUCACUGCAGGAAAGGCGACUCGAUGAUUCUAAGCGAGUUGUUAGCUGCUUACGCCGCAAACGAUGUCUCAGACUUCGAUACGGAUUGUUUCCAUGAGAACCUCUUCUUGGCCCUACAGAACUCCAGCAAACUGAAGCAGGAUGUUGAGGAAGUUCAGGAUUAUAUCAAUGAGUCCAUCAAGGGAGGCAGGAAGUUCCUGCUGUCGUUGCCCCCACAUAUCUUGAACGAUGCGGGGAAUGAACUGUACCAAACAGCCCAGAAGCUGGAUGUGCUGUACAAAUAUCAAUCGGGUUUAAUCUACAAUGGAACCUAUCUGGGACAGAAGGUGGUGUUUCCGGACUUUUCCAACGAAACCAUCCGCCAGUACAAUGAAGUCUUAAUCAACUGGCUGGAAACUGUUUUAAAAGUUGACUCAUUUAGCGGCUUUGUUAUGAACGACAACUGGCCCCAAGACGAGAGCUAUGAGAACGUGGAAAAGGGCGAUUUUCCCUACUACUCCAGCGCAAUAGAGGAUCAGAUGCAGUAUACCCUGCCAUGGACAGUCCAAGGAACCGACAAGGUUCUCCACUUAAAAAAACACAAUUCCUACGGCGAGUUCCAGAACAGUUCGCUUCACGCCUACUUAAAGUCCUGGUCAAGCGAGGAACCAUUGAUUGCAUCCUCCACUAAACAGUAUGGAAACACUGAGCCUGUAAUCUCAGACCAUUUGGACACCACUUGGGACAACUUCCGCAUAUAUUUAAACAAGAUUUUAUUCAGCAGCAUUACAGGAAACCGAUUGGUCGGCUUGCCGAUAUGCGGAGACACAGCCUCAUAUAACAAGACCCUGCACGAAGCUUUAUGCAUCAGAUGGUAUAUCGCCGCAGCAACCAUGCCCUACUUCCGCGUCUCAUCAGGCGACGUAUUCCGAGAUCCCGCUAAUCUCAACUCCCAAUUCGCGGCGAAUAUUGUCCGGGCCGCAAUGGAAAGAAGAAAACUGUUACAAGACUACUAUUACACUCUUCUGCAGAACCCAGCGCCGCUAGUCCGCCCAAUGUAUUACGACUAUUUCAAGAAUAACGUAACUUUUUCAAUGGAAGGGCAAUACACCAUAGGUAGUGAACUUAUUGUCGCUCACCCUCUAAGCGUAGGAAAAAACAAGCUGCAGGUGUUCUUGCCCAAGGAAAAAGCGGUUUGGUAUGAGUUCUGGGGCGGGACGAUGUUUGCACCCCAAGAAGACUCCGAGUAUUUCGACAUCGAUGCCCUCGAAUCGGACUGGACCAUGCUGGUGGCUCAAGGCAAUAUUAUCCCUUUAACAAAAUCCACAACAGUCGAGCUGAUUAUCGCGCUCAAUUGCACCUCAAAGGAAAACUGCCAAGCCAAUGGAAGCUUGCUGAAGGACAAAAAUCUCUUGAAAUUUUCGGCCACUAAAACCGAAGUUACCGUCGAUGGUUUACCCGCAGAUUGCGACUAUACCUUGCGAUACGUGAGCGUUUAUGGCUACCAAAACUACACCAAUGGAUACUCUGGGCUUUAUGAAAAAAAUCUGGAACUGUGCAAUGGAAACGGGAAUAUUACAAUAAAGUACAGCGACGAAGUCCUUUGGAGUUGAAUUUAAAUAAAAA
Messenger RNA from Dendroctonus ponderosae (mountain pine beetle), 2797 nucleotides. RefSeq names its product probable alpha-glucosidase Os06g0675700. NCBI's taxonomy places the organism in Eukaryota, Metazoa, Arthropoda, Insecta, Coleoptera, Curculionidae. Gene Ontology annotation, molecular function: alpha-glucosidase activity. The record is from RefSeq and is a predicted model, not a curated record. Bases 214 to 2784 code for a protein of 856 amino acids. Gene Ontology annotation, biological process: N-glycan processing; carbohydrate metabolic process. The transcript is spliced from 12 exons.